Molecule: messenger RNA, 429 nt
Organism: Spirodela intermedia
Lineage: Eukaryota; Viridiplantae; Streptophyta; Magnoliopsida; Alismatales; Araceae
Source: the annotation of a GenBank genome assembly
AUGUUCACGCCUGGGGCGAUCAGGUCCGGCUUGAGGACCUCCAGGGUGAGGAAGUUGGGCCCCCGGGAUGAGAACGCGGCCACCACCGGCGACGGCCGGAUGCCCAGCCUCGUCCCUGAGAAGGUCAGGGUGGCGGAAGCGCGAUGGUCGGCCUUCGCGUACCGCUUGAUGGCCGCCCCCUCGGCCUCCCCCACCGCCACCGCCGGGAGAAGGUGGCUGUCCGCCACCAGCUCUUCACCGUUGGCGGCGGUGUUGGCAAGGAUCAUCCCCACCCCGCCGGCCUGCUUCACUACCUGCCCCUUCUGCACCCGCGCGGUGAUACCUCGCUCGCAGAGGACGAUCUUCCCGGCGACCAGGUGCGGGUCCAGGGCUCCGUCCAGGCAGAGGGCCUUGGGGUCGGCGGCGCUGCUGGCGUUGCCGCCUAGGUAG